Messenger RNA from Miniopterus natalensis, 2298 nucleotides. NCBI's taxonomy places the organism in Eukaryota, Metazoa, Chordata, Mammalia, Chiroptera, Miniopteridae. The record is from RefSeq and is a predicted model, not a curated record.
AUGACCAUAAUGGCAACUGGAGGUCCUAAGAUGCAGUGGGCCAGGCCACACAAGACUUCUAGAGGUGGUGGUAAGCUGGUGUCUCCCAAGUGGAAGAAUUUCAAAGGCCUCAAGCUGCUCUGCCGAGACAAGAUCCGUCUCAACAAUGCCAUCUGGAGAGCCUGGUAUACCCAGUAUGUAGAGAGGAGGAAGAGCCCCGUGUGUGGAUUCGUGACCCCCCUGCAGGGGUCUGAGGCUGACGAACACCGGAAACCAGAGGCUGUCGUCCUAGAGGGAAAUUACUGGAAGCGGCGCAUCGAGGUGGUGAUGCGCGAGUACCACAAGUGGCGCAUCUAUUACAAGAAACGGCUCCGUAAGACCAGCAGGGAAGGGGAUCUCCUGGCCCCAAAGCAGGUGGAAGGGUGUUGGCAGCCAUCAGAGCGAUGGUGCGAGCAGCUCUUCUCCAGCGUGGUGCCUGUGCUGCUGGGGGGCCCAGAGGAGGAGUCUGGUGGGCGGCAGCUUCUGGACCUCGAUUGCUUCUUGUCCGACAUCUCCGACACGCUCUUCACCAUGACUCAACCCAGCCCCACACCCCUGCAGCUGCCCCCCGAGGAUGCCUAUGUUGGCAACGCUGACAUGAUCCAGCCAGAACUGACACCUCUGCAGCCCAGCCUGGAUGACUUUAUGGAGAUCUCAGAUUUCUUCACCAACUACCGCCCCCCACAGGCAGCCACGCCUUCAAACUUCCUGGAGCCCCCUAGCUUCAGUCCCAUGGCUGACUCCCUUUUCAGCAGUGGGAUCCUGGGCUCAGACGUGCCCCCUGCUUCCUCAGGCAUGACCCACCUCUCAGGGCAUAACCACUUGCAGGCUCGGAGCAGCUGCCCUGGCUCCCUGGACUCCAGUGCCUUCCUAAGCUCUGAUUUCCUUCUUUCUGAAGAUCCCAAGCCUAAGUUCCCACCNNNNUCCACACCCCCACCCCUCCUCCAAUACCCUGCCCCUGCCAAAGGACCUGGCCUGGAGCCCUGUCCCCUACCCCAAUUCUCUUCGAUGGCUCCGCCCCCUGCUAUGCUGCAAGAAGAACCUCUCUUCUCUCCCAGAUUCUCCUUCCCAAUCACCCCUCCUGCAUCAGGAGUGUCCCCACUGCCUACUCCCACAACCUUCCCACCCACCCAACAGCCUGGCCCAGGUCCUGCCCCCACCCACUUCCCCAUGGACCUUCUAUCCUCGGGGUAUCCAGAGCCCCCAUUUGGGCCUCGCUUCACAGUGCCCCAAGGCAUGCAGCCCAGAGGCAAGCCUCCCACCCCAUCCCCUAGGGGGCCGAAGCCCAGCCCUCCCCCCACGGCCCCUGCCAUUGCUGGGGGCAACAACUCCUGCCUCACGCAGCUGCUCACAGCAGCCAAGCCUGAGCAAGCCCUGGAGCCACCUCUUGUGUCCAGCACCCUCUUGCGGCCCCCAAAAUCCCGGGAGAUGGUCCCUGAAUUCCCCUGCACCUUCUUUCCCCCGACUCCGGCCCCCACACCACCCCGGCCACCUCUGGGCCUGGCCACACUGGCCCCUCCCAGGCCCCUGAUUGUCCCCAAAGUAGAGCGGCUGUCACCCCCAGCACCCAGCGGUAGUGAGCGGCAAUUGUCUGGGGAGCUUAACUCCAUGCCGGGCCCUCCACCUCAAUCCAUCCUAAGCCGGGGCCGUUCAGACAAGACUGAGAACCGGCGCAUCACACACAUCUCUGCAGAGCAGAAGCGGCGCUUCAAUAUCAAGUUGGGGUUUGACACCCUGCAUGGGCUGGUGAGCACUCUGAGCACCCAGCCCAGCCUCAAGGUCAGCAAAGCAAUGACACUGCAGAAGACAGCCGAGUACAUUACCAUGCUGCAGCAGGAGCGGGCGGCCUUGCAGGAGGAGGCCCAGCAGCUACGGGAUCAGAUUGAGGAGCUCAAUGCUGCCAUUAACCUGUGCCAGCAGCAGCUGCCGUCCACUGGGGUGCCCAUCACACACCAGCGUUUCAACCAGAUGCGAGACAUGUUUGAUGACUAUGUCCGGACCCGCACACUGCAUAACUGGAAGUUCUGGGUAUUCAGCAUCCUCAUCCGGCCUCUGUUUGAGUCCUUCAAUGGGGUGGUGUCCACAGCGAGCUUGCAGAGCCUCCGUCAGACUUCGUUGGCCUGGCUGGACCAGUACUGCUCCCUGCCUGCUCUCCGGCCAACUGUCCUGAACUCUCUCCGCCAGCUAAGCACAUCUACCAGUAUCCUGACGGACCCAGGCUGUAUACCCGAGCAAGCCACACGGGCAGUCACAGAGGGCACCCUUGGCAAACCGUUAUAG